Funneliformis caledonium is the source of this 191-nucleotide messenger RNA. Lineage: Eukaryota; Fungi; Glomeromycota; Glomeromycetes; Glomerales; Glomeraceae. The record is from the annotation of a GenBank genome assembly.
AUGAUGAAGAAGAUACACAAUCUUUGAUUAGUGAUGAUAUAUUAUUAAAUAAUAAUGAAUCUAAUAAUAAUUUAUUAAGUUUAUAUAUUCAUGCUGCUAUUGAUAUUAAUGCAAAAUGGAAUUUACAUGAUCUUUUUAUUAGAGAAUUAAAGAAGCCAGAAUUUAUAUCUACAUUAUCUGAAUUUAAUUAG